AUGGAUUUCGCUGGCGGCUUCCCUAAGCCGACGUCGUUUCGACUGGCCCAGCUGGCACAAGACGCAUAUGACCUCCCUCUGAAGCUCUUCAAGCAAAAUGACAGCCCCGAGACGCAUCCAUCUUUGGCAUAUCUAUGCCUGCUUGUUUUCGAGGCGGUCUUGGAGGUAGUGUGCGUUAGCUUACCCGGGUACAUUAUUGCUCGAUUGGGUCAUUUCGAUGCCGAUAAGCAAAAGUUCUUGGCCAACUUGAAUGUUAUGCUGUUCACGCCAUGCCUCAUUUUCACGAAGCUUGCGUCACAGCUAAACGCCGAGAAGUUAUCCGAGCUUGCGAUCAUCCCCGCCAUCUUCAUUGUCCAGACUGCUGUAUCCUGGGUCGUAUCCGUUCUUGUGGCCAAAGCCUUCCGAUUCAAUAAGCGAGCAUCCAACUUUGUCACUGCCAUGGGAGUCUUUGGAAACUCGAACUCGCUUCCCAUCUCCCUUGUUAUGUCAUUGUCGCAGACCAUCAAGGGUCUCCAUUGGGACAGGAUACCAGGUGACAACGACGACGAAGUUGCUGCUCGAGGUAUCUUAUAUCUGUUGAUUUUCCAGCAACUCGGUCAACUCGUGCGCUGGAGCUGGGGUUACCACGUUCUGCUGGCACCCAAAGACAAGUACCCCGAGUACCAAGCCGACAUUACGGAGGCUGGGCAACAGCCGUAUCGCGAUGACCCUGAAGAUGAUGAAAAUCGUGACAUUAUGGAUCGUCUCGAUGGCGACACGGAAGAGGAGGAAGAGAACCGAAGUGUCGACUCCCGUGAUUAUAUUCCCGCAGGUCGAACUCCUGUUGCGGGUGCAUCUCAUGCGUCCGUGACGGACUCUAGUGACGACGAGGAACUGCUUGCACCCAAGAAAGCCAAGGCAACCUAUUCAACGUUUGUUCACACGCAGAAUGGCGUCACCAAUCGGAGCGACAUCGCCGCCCGCUUUCCUCACGUCCGCAGUGAUGUGGAUGAAGAAAGCUCUGCAUGGGCUCGUUUCCAGGCGUACUGGGACAGUGCGAUCCAGCGAACCUACAACGCUAUGCCUCGCCCGUUCCAAAUCAUCGCAAGUUUCUUGAAGCGUGCUACUGUGAAAACAACGACAUUUGUGUGGGAAUUCAUGAACCCUCCUUUGUGGGCCAUGCUUUUCGCUGUGCUCGUCGCCUCCAUCCCGUCGCUUCAGAAGCUGUUCUUUGAGGAAGGAACCUUUAUCAACAAUAGUGUCACAAACGCUGUAAAGUCCAGCGGCGGAGUUGCGGUUCCUUUGAUUUUGGUCGUCCUCGGCGCAAAUCUGGCACGAAAUACCAUGGCCCGCGACGACACCCAUGACCCCGAGGAAGAGCAGAUCGGAACCAAGUUGCUUGUUGCUUCCCUCUUGAGCCGCAUGCUCCUCCCUACCGUCAUCAUGGCUCCAAUCCUAGCCAUCACCGCCAAGUACCUUAGCGUCAGCAUUCUAGACGAUCCAAUUUUCAUCAUCGUCUGUUUUCUUCUCACUGGUGCUCCAAGCGCUCUUCAGUUGGCACAGAUUUGCCAGAUCAACAUGGUUUUCGAGAAGACCAUGGGUCGUAUCUUGUUCCAGAGCUAUGUCAUCUGGAUUCUUCCGUCUACUCUUGUCCUUGUCAUGAUGGCACUCGAAGUGGUCGAGUGGGCCAAGUAA
This is a messenger RNA of Pochonia chlamydosporia 170, 1674 nucleotides long. RefSeq names its product auxin Efflux Carrier superfamily protein. Gene Ontology annotation, biological process: transmembrane transport. The record is from RefSeq and is a predicted model, not a curated record. Gene Ontology annotation, cellular component: endoplasmic reticulum; membrane. The transcript is spliced from 3 exons. The coding region runs from base 1 to 1674 and encodes 557 amino acids. Lineage: Eukaryota; Fungi; Ascomycota; Sordariomycetes; Hypocreales; Clavicipitaceae.